Exophiala dermatitidis NIH/UT8656 is the source of this 2013-nucleotide messenger RNA. Its product is annotated as aarF domain-containing kinase. Lineage: Eukaryota; Fungi; Ascomycota; Eurotiomycetes; Chaetothyriales; Herpotrichiellaceae. The record is from RefSeq and is a predicted model, not a curated record. The transcript has a single exon. Bases 1 to 2013 code for a protein of 670 amino acids.
AUGGCGUCUGUAGAGAGGCGCAUCUGCACUCAGUGCCUACGGACACGCUCGAGAAGACCAAGUCCUCGGAUCGCCUCGUUGCCACCUUUGCUACAGCGGCGGCCUUUCUCCCAGGCCCAAUUGCGCGUCGCUUUCGUCCCGCCGACUCCAGCGUCUCUAGGAAAGGCUGUGCCGGCCAAAGAAUACAAGAGGACAAUAAAGUGGUUUCGGCGACUGGCGUACCUGACUCUGUUCGGGACUGUCGUGUAUGUGUUAGAUAAGAGAUACUAUGCGUCCAGCCUCACGCGAUGCACUCGGACUUUUGUCGUGGGCCUAACGGCGGCGUUGGACUACAAGAUCAAUUUCCGCGAGGAACCGUUCAUCGGCAAUGACAUUGGGGAUGUGCACGCGCGCAAUGCCACCCGGCUGUUCAACCUAUUGCGGACAAAUGGCGGACUAUAUCUCAAGAUCGGACAGGCGAUCGCGAUGCAGACGGCCAUUCUCCCGCCGGAGUUUCAAAAGAUGUUUACCAAAAUGUUUGAUGACGCUCCGCAAAAUGACUGGGCGGACGUAUGCCAGGUCAUCCGGGAGGAUUUUGGUGGCCGCACGCCCGAGGAAGUGUUUGGGGUGUCAUUCGACGGUGACCCAGACAUGGGAGUCAUGGAAAGGAAAGCACGCGCCAGCGCCAGUGUCGCUCAAGUGCAUUGGGCGCGAUUGAAAGACGGCCGGGAAGUGGCCAUCAAAAUUCAAAAGAAAGAGAUCGCUCAACAAGUCGGCUGGGAUCUAUGGGCCUUCAAGGUGGUCACACGGAUAUAUUCGUGGUGGUUCGAUAUCCCCUUCUAUUCCUUGGUGCCGUACAUCAACGAGCGGCUGUUGCUGGAAUGCGACUUUGAGAACGAGGCGAACAAUUCCAAGAAGAUGGCCGAAUUCGUGAGCGGCGAACCGCGUCUACGCAACAGAGUCUACAUCCCCAAGGUGUAUGAUGACCUGACCACCAAGCGAGUCAUGACCGCCGAAUGGGUGGAGGGCGUGCGUCUCUGGGACAAGGAGGCCAUCACUCGACCCUGGCGAGGCGGUUGGCGGAGAGGCAGCCCAGGAUGCCAUGGUGCACCGAUGGACCCGCCGCCUGGAUUUGUCUCCGUACAACAACAGCAGCAGCAGCAACAACAGCAGCAAGGUCGCGGCCUCUAUGAUGAAGAGCUCAAGCCGGACAGGACAUGGUGGAAAGGCGCCGACGGCAAAGGCGGGCUGGGGCUCGAUGUGAAAGAGGUCAUGACCACGAUGGUGGAUUUGUUUUCUGCUCAAUUGUUUCUCUGGGGUUGGGUACACUGCGACCCGCACCCGGGAAACAUUUUCAUCCGGCGACGUCCCGACGGACACUCGGAGUUGGUGCUGAUCGACCACGGCCUAUAUGUCCAAAUGGACCCCAAGUUCCGCCACCAGUACUGUAAGUUCUGGAAGGCCUUGAUGACGUUCGACAACAAAACACUCAAAGAGAUUGUCAGUCAGUGGGGAGUGAACAACGUCGAUGUCUUUGCCUCGGCGACUCUAAUGCGCCCCUACGAGGGUGGCGACAUGACGGUCUCGACGAGGAUCAAGGGACUCAGUGCACACGAGCGCAGGAAGAGACAGUUCGAGAUGCAACAGGCGAUGCGCAAAGGCGUCAAAGAAAUCCUGGGUGACGAGACCAAGUGGCCCCGCGAGCUCAUCUUCAUCGGCCGCAACAUGCGCAUUGUGCAGGGAAACAACCAAUUCCUCGGCAGCCCCGUCAAUCGUAUCAAGAUCACGGGCAUCUGGGCGUCGCGAGCCCUGGCCGAAGACCGCCAUCUUUCGUUCGCCGAGCGAUGGAAGUAUCUUGGCAGCCAUAUAUUGUUCAAGCUGGUCUUGUUCGCCAGCGACGUGUAUUUCUGGUGGAGCAAAUUGAAGCAGGUGUUGGGCAGAGGUAAGGGCAUGGACGAUGACAUGGAGGAGCAGAUGAGGCGCGUGGCCAGGGACUAUGGCAUCGAAAUGAACCACAGUGUUUUCGAGGGCUGA